Aegilops tauschii subsp. strangulata is the source of this 1399-nucleotide messenger RNA. The record is from RefSeq and is a predicted model, not a curated record. NCBI's taxonomy places the organism in Eukaryota, Viridiplantae, Streptophyta, Magnoliopsida, Poales, Poaceae.
AACAGUGGAGCAUUAUUUUUUAAUUCAUGCCUAGUGUGAAAUCUAUAUAGAAUAAAGAUAGAGCAAGCUUUAGCUGCGAGCCCCUACAUACACCGUGCACACGUUGGUCUGAUCGCCAUGACUUCCUCCUAUAUGUUGCUUUCCCUCGUCUUCCUCCUGGCUACCUCGUCGGCGCGCGCCGGCGGGUUCAAGCACCUCCACCUGUACAUGCACGAGACCUUCACGGGCCCAAACGCCACGUUGUUUUCGGUGGUGCCGCCCCUGCACCGGGGCGACAACGCAAGGUUCGGGAUGGUUGGAGUGCUCGACGACGAGCUGCGCGACGGCCCGGACCCGAGAAACUCGUCUCUGGUCGGCCGGUUCCAGUCCCUCUUCGCCUUCGCGGGGCUAGUGACGCCGCCGGGCAUGCAGACGGCGACCAGCCUCGUGUUCACGGCCGGGGAGCACGCCGGGAGCACGCUGGUCAUGGUGGGCAGCAUCGUGAGCUCCGAGGGCCCCUACGAGACCGCCGUGGUGGGCGGCACCGGCGCGUUUAGGAUGGCGCGCGGGUACUGCGUUCUGACGGCCGUGUGGAGCCCGACGCCGGAGUCCACCGUGUACGAGGUAAACCUGUUGUUGAAGCUGGGAGGAAACCUGUUGGCAAAGAUGGACGCCUGGAAACGUACGUAUGCACUGUGAAAUGUUCAACUGUUAAAUGUUACUGGGAACUAUGUAGAUUAAACUGUACUUAUGUGAUCAAUCUCCGGAGCUGGAGGCCUUCCUGCCCCAAGAGCUGGCAGAUCCAAGCACAGUAGAUCAUUGUUCCCUGGAAUAAGCACAGUAGAUCUAAUCAGUUUCUUCAUUUAAUUUAGAUCUUCUUCAAACUAUUAAGUACUCACUUCCUGUUAAUUCAUAUGUUCCAAAGAGAUUUUCUUUUUGUGUAUCACUACUUCAAGUUGAUAUGUUAGGUUGAAAUGUUCAGGUCAAUACGGCCGGGUUCAUUUUCACCGACUUAAAUAAAUGUUUGAGCUCAACCAGGCUAAGUUUCCUGCAACAAGGGUUCAUUUUCCUGAAACUUGAAUAUAAAGCCUUCUUUGAAAGGAGAAGAGCCCGCUGUACAUAUGGCAUCGUCAUAUGUCUCCUGGCAUCCAUAUAAUAUUAAAUCAUGAAUGUGCAUCCUUUUCCAGGUUGCCAGUACAAUAAUUGAAGUCAUAAGAUUCAUAAUUGAAGUGAUAAGAUUCCCACUCAUGCAUGUCCUUCAAAGUUUCUUUUUUAUUUGUGUCACUAGCUAGCACUUACUAGUUUAUAUAGCACGAGAGCAUAUCCUGUACUCCCAAGCAUGCAGUACUCCAGCUGCACCAACCACAUCACAGCCGUUGGAUGGAACAUGUAGGUACAGGAUGAAGUGUGGACGCCCCAU